This is a messenger RNA of Cynoglossus semilaevis (tongue sole), 1697 nucleotides long. Its product is annotated as protein lifeguard 1. Gene Ontology annotation, cellular component: membrane. The coding region runs from base 108 to 1025 and encodes 305 amino acids. The record is from RefSeq and is a predicted model, not a curated record. The transcript is spliced from 11 exons. NCBI's taxonomy places the organism in Eukaryota, Metazoa, Chordata, Actinopteri, Pleuronectiformes, Cynoglossidae.
GACUUUGCCCUAAAGGGAAGUGACACUACAGGAAGAGAAGCAGAGCAGAUUCCCGGCUGCCACGGCAGAGUUUGUUUAAAAGAAAAAGUAGAAUUUUCUAAUGUGGAAUGGGUCAAACCAGUAGCAGUGAAAAUGUGGGAUCUGGACCUACCACUAAUUUUUACAACAACCAGAGCUUUGAAGAGGCUCAGACGGCAGCAGUGAUCUGUCAGACGGGGAAGGUUAAUGUCUCGGUGGUCUCUUCCUCUGGCCCCUACAAUACCGCUUCCUAUCCUCAGGGUGUGGCAGAAGGUGGUAAUAACCAGCAGUAUGGUCAACCUCCACCUGACUACUUCAAUGGUUUAGAGGACAGUGGUUUCAGCAACGCCACUUUACGAAGGGGCUUCAUAAGAAAAGUCUACUUGACCUUGAUGCUCCAGCUCCUGGUGACAGUCGGGAUCAUCUGCGCUUUUCUUUACUGGGACGCUCUGAGGAUAUGGGCGAUCAACACCUACUGGUUCACCUAUGGCAUGAUGGCGGUGACGCUGGUGCUCAUCGUGGUCAUGUCCUGCUGUGACACCUUCCGUCGUCAGGUCCCCUUUAAUUUCAUUGCCCUGGGCAUCUUUACGAUCGCAGAGGGCCUGAUGCUGGGAUCUGUGGCAGCGUUGUUUAAAGUCGAGCCGGUACUGUGGGCCGUGGGGGCGACAGCGCUGGUGUCGUUUUCCUUGAGUUUGUUUGCUUUGCAGUCAAAGUUCGACUUCACCACCAUGAACGCAUUUGUGUGGGUGUUUGCCUGGACUCUCCUCUCGUUUGGACUGCUCUGUGCAAUUCUCCAAACUAAGUUUGCAUACAUCGCAUACGCCUGCCUGGGAACCUUGCUGUUUUCUUUGUACUUGGUGUUCGACACGCAAUUGAUCGUGGGUGGAAAACACCGGAAGUAUGAGGUGUCUCCCGAGGAGUACAUCUUCGCUGCUCUCAACCUUUAUUUGGACAUCGUCGGUCUGUUUCUGCUGCUGCUUCAACUCAUUGCAAUAUGCGACAGCUAACCAUUGGUUAGGCAAAACAAAAAAACAGUAUACUGCGUUAACAUUUGUGGUGGGUUGUGAUUAAAGAAAUUAAAAAGCCAUGUAAAUAAUUAGUCUGGAAUAUUUUAAUUUGUUUUAAAACAACAUUAUUUUUUAUAAUGAGAAAAGUAGUUUGAUUCAAAUGAUCUGGUUUACAACUGAUUUAAUGAAAGAUUUGCAUGUGAACAACAGAGACAUCUGGUUACUUUGUUAACUAUUAUAUUUAUCAGCUUUUCUCUAUUUGCCUGCAGUGUGUAUGGACCUCUCAGUGUUGCAGCCUAACAUUCAACAUUUUAACCUGAACUCAUUAUCUGGUCUUUUGUGGGCAUGCUGAGCUCAGCUAGUGUUAGUGCAGGUGUCUAUGCAGUGACAUGUUUGUUGAUCGAUUUAUGAUGACGACAAAAUUGUUAUCAUUACAUGCCAUUAUUGUCGCAUUUAACCAAUCUGCAAUCAGGAUUUCUUUUUUUCUUUUUUACCAAAAAACAAACAUUUCUGUCUACACUGUUCACUAAACUAUCUUGUGCUCUGAAGCCACUGGUGAAUAGAGUUCAGGUACAUUACUGCCACCUACUGGGCUGGAGUGUGUGCAACAGCGUAACUGGUGUAGCGUAAAUUAGCAAAUUAAAAAACAAAUAAAUAUUUUUUUAAAAGCUC